AUGGCUUCUACCAUGAAGCGCAACUCCGACUUCUCUACCGGCCGUGCCGCCUCCAGGAAGCGCGGCCCUGGAGGUCGUGCCGACAGGGACGGAGACAUCAGCAUGGAUUCUCGCCCUCGCAACAACAACAAUCGCAUCGGCAAGAGCUCUCGUGGUGGUGCUGGUGCUGGUGCUGGUGGGAACCGCUCGAGCCUUGGCCGCAAGGGCCUCAACAUCAACGCUCUCGAAGACGAAGUCGACAUGCAGGCCUCUUCUGGCACCUCGGCCUCCACCAAUGUCCGCGCGCGUCCCCGCAACAACGACUCCCGCCCCGAGAACAUGAAGAUCCGCGUCACAGGCUGGAAGAACAGCAAGGCCGCUUCCAACGAGGACAAAGGAGUCAGCUCCCUGGUCAGCUUCCUCCAGAACAAGACGCGAAUCAACAGGCAAAAGGCCUUGAGGGCCGGUCGCAUCACCGGCAAGGCUGACGUCCACCUCGACAAGUGGCACAAGGAGAAUGACGACAGCCUGGUCCUCACGGUUCCCACCGACAUUGGAAACUCUAUGCUCCGCAUGGAUGGUUGGAGCUUCUCGGGUGCCAACAUCUCGAUCAAGAAGAUCACCAAGCAACGCUCACCCACUCCCGACGUGAAUCCGGAUGUGGCUAGGUUGCGCGCCGCUCUUACCGCCCUGCUCGACCGUCGUUACAACCCCGAAACCAGGCUUCUUGACCUUAGCGCCCUCGGCACGGAUGAAGACCUCAAGAAGAUUGGCGUCUUCGACAUGGGCACCUCUACGGCGGCCAAGGUCUUCCCUGCCAUUAUGAAGCAGCUGGAUCUCCUGUUCACGACUCCCCAAGAGAAGGAAGAGAAGUUUGACGCAAUCACCCUCCACAGCAACGAGCUCUCUUCACUGGAGAACAUCACGACCCUGUCGCUCUCGCUCCCGGAUCUCAAGAACCUCGAUCUGAGCAACAACAAGUUCGCCACGCUGGACGCCCUCCGGCCCUGGAAGAGGCGAUUCCGCAAGCUGGAUCACCUGGUCCUGACCAACAACCCCAUCGAGCAGGUCCCGGACUACGCCGCUGAGAUCAUCAAGUGGUAUCCCAGCCUCCGCUUCCUGAAUGCAGUCCAGGUUCGCUCGGAUGCCGAAGUCGCCCAGGCGCAAGCGUCGCAGAAGAAGGGCCUCCCCGUCAAGCCUCGCACCAUGCUCGGAGACGAGGAAGUCACCAACAACUUUGUAUCCGCCUUCUUUCCGGGCUUCGACGUCGACCGCAACGCCCUCGUCACGGCGUACUACGACCAGACGUCCCAAUUCAGCUUCGCGGUCAACAGCCACGCUCUUCGCGACCCUUCGGCGAACGAGGCUCUCACCAAGUCAGAGUGGGAGUCGUAUAUCCGCAAGAGUCGCAACCUCAAGGCCAUCACCCACGCCCCGGCCCGCCAAGCCCGCCUUUUCGUCGGCCAGGAUCAGAUCCGCGAGGCUUUCGCGACCAUGCCCGUGACCAGGCAUGCUGCCGACCCCGACAAGGUCCACAUCGAGUGCCAGUCGCUGCCCGUGGUCCCCGAUGGCACCGGCCAAUACCCGCAGGGAGUCGUCGGAGCACUCAUCACGGUCCACGGCGAGUACGAGGAGAUGGACGUCUCGACGGGCCAGGCCACCAAGCGCCGCUCCUACGACAGGUCGAUCACGCUCGGCCCCGGCCUCACCGCAAGCGGCCUGCGCGUCAUCAACGACAUGCUCACGGUCCGCGCGUACGGCGGAAGCGCCGCCUUCCAGCCCGACCAGAUGGUGGCCGAGCCGGUCCUGUCCGAGCCGGUCCUGUCCGAGCAGGACUUGCUGGUCCUCGAGUUCUCGAAGCACACGGGCAUGACGGUCGACUACUCCCGCAUGUGUCUCGAACAAAGCGGCUGGGUCCCGGACGCGGCCCUGGCCACGUUCGAGUCCGCCAAGGCCACGCUCCCGGCCGAGGCCUUUAUCAACGCCGUCUGA
This is a messenger RNA of Diplodia corticola, 1971 nucleotides long. Its product is annotated as mrna export factor mex67. NCBI's taxonomy places the organism in Eukaryota, Fungi, Ascomycota, Dothideomycetes, Botryosphaeriales, Botryosphaeriaceae. The transcript has a single exon. Bases 1 to 1971 code for a protein of 656 amino acids. Gene Ontology annotation, biological process: poly(A)+ mRNA export from nucleus. The record is from RefSeq and is a predicted model, not a curated record. Gene Ontology annotation, molecular function: protein binding; RNA binding. Gene Ontology annotation, cellular component: nucleus.